UUUCUAUUUCGAUUGCGCGUGGAGAGAGAAAGUCGAUUGAGAGAGAGAGAGAGAGAGAGACUGGCGGGUGGAGCUUUCCCUCCCACUUUCAAAACCAAAAUUUUUUGAGUUUUCCUCUUCCUAUUUCCCCCUCUUUCUUCCCCCAUUAAAAUACGGGAAGGGAGAACCAGAGACCGAGGGAGCCCCCACUUAGUGAAAUUAACUGGCGAUCUCUGCAACUCACAAAGGCCCAAUGGCGAUCUUCUCGUUAAUUUCUAUGGGGGAGACUUCCCCUCAAAAAUCCUCAUCUUGGGGAGAAGAAUCACCUUUUAAUUCUCCCCAUGCGCAAUUAUCCGAUUCUAGGUCUUCUCUUUCUGAUCCCAGGAAACCAGCUUCAACGGCAAAUGUCGCUCAAGGAUCGUCAGGUUCUCUCUCGUCUUCCCCUUUAAUGGAACCACGAGGUUGCAGUCCUCUCCAAGGAAAACCCUCUUCUUGUUCUUCUCAUCUAUUUCCUUUUAAGAAGCCAGCUUCAAUGGCGGAUAACGACCAUCAAGAAUCACCUGGUUCUCCUUCCUCAGUCACGGAACCAUCAUAUUUGAUACCUAUGGAAGGAAAACCCUCAGCUUCUGCUUCUCCUGUUGCUUCUGGUGAAAGACCAGCUCCCAUGGAGCACGAUGCCCUGGAAGAAUCCUCUGCUCCGCCUUCACGCUCAUCAUUGACGAAACGAGACCCCAUGGCGCUCAAUGUCCUCCAAGAACGACCUUGUUCUUCUUUUUAUUCUUUCAUGGAUUACAGGCCUCCAUCUCCAAUGGGUGCAGGACUAGUUAAUCUUGGCAACACAUGCUUCAUGAACGCUGUUAUGCAAUGCAUCACUCAUACUGCGCCUCUUCUUCUGAGCCUUCAAACAUGCAGUCAUGUUUGCCCAGGUGAAUCGGAUGGUUUCUGUGCUUUAUGUUAUCUUCGUGAGCAUGUUGAUUGGUGUUUAUCCAGAUCUGGUGGGUGCGUCCACCCCCGCUAUCUGGUGGAGAACUUGAAUAAAAUUUGUUCGUCGUUCGAAGUUUUUCAGCAAGAAGAUGCUCAUGAGUUCUUACACUGCUUUCUGGACAAACUCCAUGAAUGCGUCAAGCCUCCAAACGCUUCCUUGUCUAGGCAGAGUGACAGCUUCGUGACUCAGAUUUUUGGAGGCCAUAUAAGAAGCCGGGUAAGAUGCCACAAUUGUGGCCAUUGUUCAGAUACUUAUGAGAGUUCGCUUGGUCUGAGUUUGGAGAUAGACGAAGCUGAAACCCUAUAUGCUGCUCUGAAGUCAUUCACAAAGGUAGAAACUAUUGAUGAUCCUGAGGUUAAGUUUGGUUGUGAUGGUUGUAAGCAGCAAGUAUCGGUGGAGAAGCAGCUGGCACUGGACCAAGCCCCUGCUGUUGCUACAUUUCACCUGAAGAGAUUCCAGAACGAUGGUUCGAAUGUGGAGAAGGUUUGCAAGUUUGUGGAGUACCCAUUAGAACUGGAUUUGCAGCCGUUCAUUUGCAGCUCACAAAGUGACACUGAUGAUUUUCUAUAUGAUUUGUAUGCGGUUCUUGUCCAUUCUGGCAAUUCAUACAAUUAUGGUCAUUACUUCUGCUUUAUUUGUUCUUCACCAGACUCUUGGCACAGAUUGGAUGAUACACAGGUGAGGAGAUCAAAUGCUAAAUAUGUACUCAACCAAGAGGCAUAUAUAUUAUUCUACAAGAGGCGGGGUGUACCCUGGUUUUCAAAUUUAAUGGAGACUCAAAGAAAGUGUGAGGAAAUCAAUCACUCCUCAAGCUCUCCGAAGUCAGUGCUUGAAGAGUCAAAAGUGUCACCUCCAAGGCCAGAAGAAUGUAGCAGCUCCGGUAGUGAUACUGAUGUUGCCACUACCAGCAUAAGCAUCCCUGCCUGCCCCAUGGCACCCCAUCCUUUGAUUCCCAGUAUGCAAUCCAAACACAAAGAAGACCAUGCAAAAGAUCAUGCCAACCAAGACUUCUGCCAUGCUCCAAUGAUACCACGAAGUGUCAAUUUGAAAGUGGGGAUGACCCCAAUGCCCACUUCUCAACCAAAAGAAAGCUCAUCAACGCCUGAGUCUCUACCAAAAGAAAGCUUACCAAUAACCCAGUCUCGAUCAAAAGAGAGCUUACUGACCCCUGGCCCUCGACCGAAUGAGAGCCCAGUGAUUAGUACAUCAGUGAAGAAGCUCUUGGAUAAAAUGCCUAUGGGACGAAGGUCAGGAUUAACUAGAUGCUUAAUGGAUAGUGAGCCUCGCAGUGAUGGUGCUCUCAUGAACAGUAAAAAGCGAAAGGUAAGCUCAAGCUCUCCACCUUGGAAGUUGACCGAUUUGACCCUUGAGGAGAGGAAUAUGGAGAGUGGCGUAUCAUAUCCAGGCUUAAGCCCGCGCUCGCUGAGGCGAGCAUGCUCCAAGGCCAAGGCCAUUGACACUGGCACAAUUCUCGACUUUGAAUGUGAACUCACAAGGUGAGGUGUUGUUCAUAGUUGUCUUGAAUGGAAUUUUUUUUUCCAUUUUUUUUUUCUUUUUAAUUCUUGUCUGGACAGAGGCUCAAGUGGUUAGUUCUGAUUUCUAAGCAAUUUUAGGAUAUAUUUUUUUAAUUUGUUGUAAUGGAAGGUGACUAUUCUUUGUUCUUCACCUGUUUCUUGGGGGUCAUCGCGGUGCUGCUUCCAUUUUGUAAAUUCUCUUCCUCAUUAAGUUUAAUGAAUUGGAAAAACUGAUUUGUUACAUGUUA
Amborella trichopoda is the source of this 2726-nucleotide messenger RNA. RefSeq lists its product as uncharacterized. Lineage: Eukaryota; Viridiplantae; Streptophyta; Magnoliopsida; Amborellales; Amborellaceae. Gene Ontology annotation, cellular component: nucleus; cytosol. Gene Ontology annotation, molecular function: cysteine-type deubiquitinase activity. The record is from RefSeq and is a predicted model, not a curated record. Gene Ontology annotation, biological process: protein deubiquitination.